AUGUCCUCCCAGUUCGAACAGAUCCAUCGUGUUCUCGUAGAUGCAACGCCGCUCCAGCUCUCACUCGUCGGCGCCGCAGUGCUUUCGGCCGGAUACUUCCUCCUAAGAGACAAAUCUUCACGAAAGUAUUCUCCAGGGCCUCCAAAGCUACCAAUUAUUGGGGACAUUGUCUACGUGCAGCUCCCAGGGACGCCCUUCUUCAUCCUCAACUCGCUCUCCAUCGCAAAUGAGCUGCUUAUUAAACGGACGAACAUCAACUCGGAGCGAAAAGUUGGAUAUAUGGUUAAUGAAAUGAUGGGUUGGGACUGGGUCGUUGCACAUAGAGACACCGACGAUAACUUCUUCAAGCAACGCAGAUUAUUCAAGCAUGGCAUUGGUCCUUCCGCGGUAGCACGACAUGACGCGCUCAUUGAACGUUGCGCUAACUCUCUUGCGCUCAAGUUGCAAAACUUUCAUGGGAAACCAGAGGAAAUAAUCGUGAAAUGCACUGCAAUCGCGAUGAUAGAGCUUGCGUAUGGCCAGAAAAUGGUCGAAGAGAAUGGCGAACAGAUGCUCAAACAGAAUCACGAGGCCAUGAAUAUGCUUUUCCUAGGCUUUCAAAGGAUCUGGAUGGUCAACUUCUUUCCAUGGUUGCGCUAUGUGCCCAGCUGGAUGCCCGGAGCUGGAUUCAAACAAAUUGCGAAGGAAACUAGGGAAAUGGUCCAAGCUAUCCGUAGUGGGCCCUUCAACACUGCCGUUCAACGCCAUAAAGAGGGCAGGCUGGAUCAUUGUCUCGCUGAAGAAUGGAUCAGCGAGUUCGGGCCUUCCGAGGAGGCGCAGAGCGCUCUGGCCACGCUCUACUUUAGUGGAUACGAUACGACUUCGACAGUCAUUAUCCGCUUCUUGCACGCCAUGUUCAUCUUCCCCAAUGUUGCAAAGCGUGUUCAGGCGGAGAUAGAUAGCGUCACAGGCGAGGAGCGUCUCCUCACUAUCAAAGAUCGCCAGGCUCUCCCUUUCACAGAAGCCGUGUGGAAAGAGUCGUUGCGUUGGAGGCCACAGAUUCCUCUUGCUGUGUCACAUGCGACUAAAGAAGACCAGUUCAUCAACGGUUAUUACAUCCCGAAAGGCGCGGUUCUCCAGCCAAACUAUGGAUUCAUGUUGGUCGACCCGUCAAUUUGGGGAGAUCCGGAUUCAUUCAGGCCCGAGCGAUUCCUGGGACCCGACGCAAACACAUUACCAGAUCCAAGUCUUCUCAUAUUUGGAUUCGGUACCAGGAUCUGCCCAGGAAUGCAUUUCGCUGACCGUGUAGCAUUUCACACCGCGCUCACUUCAGUCUCGCUCUUCAACAUCCUACCUCUGGAAGGAAAGCAGGUGCCAGAUAUUGAUCGAAUCGAGUAUACAAAGGAUAUUACCCGAGUUCCAGUCAAGUUUGACUGUCGAUUUGUGCCAAGGAAUGAAGAAGCGAAUCAAUUGCUUUCUUCUCUCGCGCUCAAUGCGAGCAAAUGA
Serendipita indica DSM 11827 is the source of this 1485-nucleotide messenger RNA. NCBI's taxonomy places the organism in Eukaryota, Fungi, Basidiomycota, Agaricomycetes, Sebacinales, Serendipitaceae. The record is from the annotation of a GenBank genome assembly.